Messenger RNA from Spodoptera litura, 3607 nucleotides. Lineage: Eukaryota; Metazoa; Arthropoda; Insecta; Lepidoptera; Noctuidae. The record is from RefSeq and is a predicted model, not a curated record.
CGAUAAGAAAUACAAUUAUCGACGUUAUGAUUUGUGAUAAAAAAAAUACAUUAUCGAACAUAAAUAUUGCUAUAAAUUGAAUCGUGCAUGCUCGCCUUUAUAAGUCCUAUAUAAACUUGCAUUCAACGAGUGCUCGCAGUCGUAGUGUUUUUAAAAUUUUGAAAAUUAACAGUCUCGGAUUUCUACAAUGAACGUCAGUCAUAAUGUUCGUGGAAAACCUGUAUACGACAACAUACUGGAGGUUAUCGGGCACACGCCUUUGGUGAAAUUAAAUCAUAUACCAAAAGACCAUGGAUUGCGAUGUCAAAUGUAUGCAAAAUGCGAAUUCACCAACCCAGGUGGUUCGAUAAAGGACCGCAUUGCACAUACGAUGAUCCAAGAAAAAGAACACGAAGGAGUCAUCAAACCUGGCGUAACCAGAUUCGUUGAACCCACUUCUGGGAAUACUGGCAUUGGAGUUUCUCUCGCAGCUGCAGUUAAAGGAUACAAAUGUACCAUUGUUACCCCCGACAAAAACUCGGAUGAGAAGAUGAGCACGAUGAACUUGCUCGGUGCUGAGAUCAUCCAAACUCCAUCCAAUAUCCACUACCAGGAUCCCGGUAGCUUCGUAUCGAUCACCAGGCAGAUACUGGAAGAAGACCCCAAUGCUAUUUCUUUGGAUCAGUAUUCAAACCCAUACAAUCCUAUGACACACCACGAGCAUACUGCAGUAGAAAUACUCGAUGCUCUUGAAUCUGUGGACAUGUUUGUGAUGGGCACCGGUACUGGAGGAACGGUCACAGGCUGUGCCAAGAAACUCAAGGAAAAGUGUCCUAACUGCAUCGUUGUCACUGUCGAUCCGCAAGGCUCUAUCAUAUUCGACGAAGGCCCGCAAUUUUCUUAUUUCGUAGAAGGAAUCGGCGGAGACUUUGUCCCCGAUGUUUUGGAUAAAAAUGUUAUUAACAGAGUUAUCAAACCAGAUGAUAUUCACUCAUUUAAUAUGUCCAGGGAACUUAUUCGAAAGGAAGGAUUACUUUGCGGGGGUAGUAGUGGAGCGAUAACAUAUGCAGCCAUUCAGGCAGCUAAGGAUAUGAAUCUCGGACCUGACAAGAUAGUGGUGGUCAUCCUUCCUGAUGGCAUUCGCAACUACAUGACCAAAUUCGUCAACGAUCAAUGGAUGGAGGCACAUCUCUUUAAGCCAGUUCCAAAAAGGGACUUCCCAUGGUGGACAAGGUGUAUUUCGAAUCUAAAUAUCAUCCGCACUGUGCCUAUGAUUCCUGAGAACAGCACGUGCCUGGAGGCCAUCACUGCUAUGAACACUAAACAUAACGUAGCAUUCAUCGUCAACGACGAUGGAUUGCUCAAGGGUGUUGUUUCAAAAGACAGUUUAAGAGCUGCAGCCACAAAUCCUAAAUGUAACAUUCCACUCGAUUUCCAUGACAAGGCAAUCAAACAUGUUCUGAAGAAACAUCACAAGAUUAUAGAAAAUAAGGAAAACCCGACUGUAGGGUUAGCAGCGAGAAUACUAGACAUAGCACCAUUUGUUGCAGUCGUAGAAGAAUACAAGAAUGGCAACAAUAACAGUCCAGGUUUAAUACCAAAAGGAAUAAUCACCUCGGAGAAGGACUUGCAUUUGUUAACCGGAUUUAUGUUCAAUAGGUACAAACAAAAUAAAUAUAAAAUGUCUAAUCAUGUGGAGGAAAACAGCACAGAAAAUGUGGUCAGGAAGUUUUUUAACCUCAAGGAAAUGCCGCAUAUCGUGAAACCCCUUGACAGAAACCAGAAAAUCCAUCCUCACAUUUUAAACGCUAUUGGUAAUACUCCUUUAGUGAAACUCAGUAAAAUACCUAAAGAUGAAGGCAUAAAAUGUGAUAUGUAUGCAAAAUGUGAAUUCUUGAACCCUGGUGGUUCAGUGAAGGAUCGCAUAGCUUACCGCAUGGUGCUUGAUGCUGAAGAGAAGGGCAUACUGAAGCCUGGCAAGUCCGUCAUUGUGGAACCUACAUCUGGUAACACUGGCAUUGGACUAGCCCUGGCUUCUGCUGUCAGAGGUUACAGAUGUAUAAUAGUAUUACCAGAGAAAAUGUCUGAUGAGAAGGUGAACACCUUAAUAGCACUAGGAGCUGAGAUUAUCAGAACACCCACUGAAGCUGCCUGGAAUGAUCCCACCAGCAACCUGAUGGUAGCCCACAGGCUGUCAAAGGAGAUACCUGAUGCUGUUCUAUUAGACCAGUACAACAACCCUUGCAACCCGCUGGCUCACUACGACGGCACGGCUGAAGAGAUCCUGUGGUCUUUGGAUGAUGACGUAGACAUGGUGGUAAUGGGUGCAGGCACCAGUGGCACUGUCUCUGGCGUUGGCCAUAAGAUCAAGGAACGCUGCCCCAAGUGCAUUGUGGUCGGCGUCGAUCCCUACGGAUCCAUACUUGCCCAACCUGAGGAGUUGAACAAAACAGACGUGCAGAUUUAUGAGGUGGAAGGCAUCGGUUACGACUUCCUUCCAGCCUCCCUCGAUAGAGGUGUGAUUGACAAAUGGAUCAAAUCAGAAGACCACGCCUCCUUGGAAAUGGCCCGAAGACUUAUCAAAGAUGAGGGAUUACUUUGCGGUGGAAGCAGUGGUUCUGCGAUGUGGGGUGCUAUCCAGGCAGCUAGGUCGUUGAAAGAAGGCCAGAAGUGUGUAGUGCUGCUACCCGACAACAUUCGCAACUACAUGACAAAGUUCAUAUCUGACCAGUGGAUGGAGGCCAGGAACUUCCAGCCUUUAGUCGUGAAAGAACACCUUCCAUGGUGGAGCAAGCCAGUGACGGAGAAUAUGGUACAGAGCAUCAAGAGCGUGUCGCAUGACAGCUCGCCCUCGCACGCGCUCGCCACUCUCAAGGAGAGCGGUGCGCCUGUGUUGAGUGUUGUCAAUGAUAAAGGGUCUGUGAUCGGCGUGUUCACUGCAGACAAUGCACGUAAAAGACUGGUAAAUCUGUCAGGCUCGUUAGCGGAAAGUCUCGAAAAAUUCACAGUGAAAAAGUUCUACAAGGUGGAUCUCACUCUCAAGCCCACACUAGGGUUGGUGUCACGGAUCCUCGACAUUGCUCCUCACGUAGUUGUGGUUAAAACUGACGCAUCUACACACAUCGAGAACCCUGUUGGAGUGUUCACCUCGGAGAAUCUGCUGACGAGUAUCUCUACAGUAUCGAAAAUAAUGAAUGGAAGCUAAAACUUAUAACUUUAACUUUGUCAGGUUUUAUUUUUACAAAUAGUUAUUGGACUAAGAAUCACUUAAGCAAUCAGUGAAUACAUGGUGUUGAUGUGUAAAUUAUUGUAAAUACUUUUGGCAUGGAGCUUGGAUGAACAGCAUUUAAAUCAACAUCCAAAUAUAACUAACACGGGCACAAAAUAACUGAAUGUAAAAGACAAUUUUCAUGAGCUACUCUAAUUAGACAGUAUUAAGUUUAGUAAUAUUCAAGUAGUAAAAACUAGAAUCAUUUAUAUUCAGUUCUGAAUAAAUAAUUAUACAAAGACACUUGCUACUAUCAAUGCAUUUGAUAAAUUAUUAAGACAAAUACAUAUGAGGUGAAAGAAACAUUAUUAUAAGAAGUAAUAUUUUCUUAUUCUGGUAAUAAAUAUCUUUAUUGAAUGA